CACCACCCAGGACACAACAGCAGGAGAAACCUGUCACAAAAUGGCCAACAUGAUGAGAUCGUGGAUGAUGUUUUCAGCUCUGGUUCUCUGUCUGCUGGUGUGUCUGAGCAGCUUUGCGGACGCUUACCCCCCCAAACCGGAGAGCCCGGGGAGCGACGCCUCACCGGAGGACUGGGCCAAAUACCACUCAGCGGUCCGGCAUUAUGUCAACCUCAUCACCAGGCAGAGGUAUGGGAAGAGGGCGACCCCCGAGCAGGCGGUGGCGUGGCUGCUGUUUGGAGCUGAUUCGAGCCAGGACGCUGAACCACGCUCCGAAUACGGCGAUCAGUGGUAAAUGAGCGUCAAACUUCAAACCAGACCGACAUGACCCCCGAUCCACCCACACUCACUGUGAUCGUCAACCUGCACUUGACUUUGUGACUUUCCAUAAUUAAUUAUUUAUUGUGCAUGCAAAUCUGUCUCUCCCUCUCUCUGUCUCUCUCUAUCUCUCUCUGUCUCUCUCUGUCUCUCUCUCUUCUCUGUCUCUCUGUCUCUCUCUAUCUCUCUCUGUCUCUCUCUGUCUCUCUCUUUCUCUGUCUCUCUGUCUCUCUCUAUCUCUCUCUGUCUCUCUGUCUCUCUCUGUCUCUCUCUGUCUCUCUCUUUCUCUCUGUCUCUCUCUGUCGCUCUCUCUCUGUUUGCCUUCUUCUCUCAGCAUAUCUAUUUGUUCUUUGCCCCAAAAAAUGUAAA
Eleginops maclovinus (Patagonian blennie) is the source of this 726-nucleotide messenger RNA. RefSeq names its product peptide Y. Gene Ontology annotation, biological process: feeding behavior; neuropeptide signaling pathway. The coding region runs from base 41 to 334 and encodes 97 amino acids. The transcript is spliced from 4 exons. NCBI's taxonomy places the organism in Eukaryota, Metazoa, Chordata, Actinopteri, Perciformes, Eleginopidae. Gene Ontology annotation, cellular component: extracellular region. The record is from RefSeq and is a predicted model, not a curated record. Gene Ontology annotation, molecular function: neuropeptide hormone activity; neuropeptide Y receptor binding.